AUGUCUGAUGGGAAUGGGAAAGGUGAUACCCCUGCAGUGGAGGGCGUUUCGGGGAAGGAAACAGUGGAUUUUGCACCCUUGGGGGGGAACCCUGACGAGUUCCGGUAUUUCCCGGAUACACCGGACUCGAUCACACACAAAUACAAGUUCCAAACGAAGGGGGACAGUAAGUUCUACGACCCGUGCCAGGAGUCCUCGAAGAUGAGCUUCACGUGCCUCGAGCAGAACGACUACGACAGGUCUAAAUGCAAGGCGUACUUCGACGCCUACAGAGAGUGCAAAAAACAGUGGCUCAAGGCGAGAAGAGCUAAUAAGUCCCAGUGGGAGUAA
Messenger RNA from Huiozyma naganishii CBS 8797, 330 nucleotides. It is a transcript of the gene COX23, whose product is annotated as Cox23p. Lineage: Eukaryota; Fungi; Ascomycota; Saccharomycetes; Saccharomycetales; Saccharomycetaceae. Bases 1 to 330 code for a protein of 109 amino acids. The transcript has a single exon. The record is from RefSeq and is a predicted model, not a curated record.